Molecule: messenger RNA, 1266 nt
Organism: Nannizzia gypsea CBS 118893
Lineage: Eukaryota; Fungi; Ascomycota; Eurotiomycetes; Onygenales; Arthrodermataceae
Product: sphingosine N-acyltransferase lac1
Exons: 2
Coding region: 1-1266 (421 amino acids)
Biological process (GO): ceramide biosynthetic process
Cellular component (GO): membrane
Molecular function (GO): sphingosine N-acyltransferase activity
Source: RefSeq, a predicted model, not a curated record
AUGGCUUCUCCUUCGUCGACGACGCUCUUCCACAUUCCUACCAACCGGAUAUCUUCAGUGACGAACGGGACAGGCAUUACACGCAGACGACGGACGCUCACCAGCCCUUCCAGCAGCCAUAUACUACAGUCCAUCGAGGAGAGGAAGCUAUGCAGGCUCAGGGGGACGACGCCUUCUCUGCUGCAUCGCUGCAAGCAGCUUGUCGUCAGGCAUACAUGGACGGUCCCUCUCGUCCCCAUGCUCGCCAUUCUUUUCUUAUACGGCCUUAAUCCAACUGAAUCUAAUGUCUUUCAUCAUUUCAUAUUUCUCUCAUACAAACAACAACAACACCGAUUAUCAGAUCCCAUGAAACCGGUACAAUAUGGCAAGGGGCUGUGGGAUAUCGCGUUCGUUACCUUUUAUACCAUCGUUCUCUCUGUUACGCGCGAGUUCAUCAUGCAGGAGUUAUUGCGCCCCUUGGCUAUCUUCUACGGGCUGAAAUCGCGGGGGAAACGGCUGCGGUUCAUGGAACAGACCUAUACAGCCCUGUAUUUUGGCAUAAUGGGGCCGGCGGGACUGUAUGUGAUGAGCACGUCCCCAGUCUGGUACUUCAAUACCCGCGGAAUGUACGAGGCUGCUCCUCAUCUGACGCACGACGCUGGCUUCAAAUUCUACUACUUGUUCCAGGCGGCCUAUUGGGCGCAGCAGGCCGUAGUCAUGCUACUCGGAAUGGAGAAGAGACGGAAGGAUUUUAGAGAGCUCGUUACGCAUCACAUCGUUACUCUGGCCCUCAUUGCCCUAAGUUAUCGCUUCCAUUUCACUUAUGUCGGAAUCGCAGUGUACAUCACCCACGACAUCAGCGAUUUUUUCCUUGCCUCAUCCAAGGCACUGAACUACAUCGACAGCCCUCUGGUAGGGCCUUUCGUCGGUGCCACUAUCGGCACCUGGAUCUACAUGCGCAACUACUUGAAUCUACGCAUCAUAUUCUCUCUCUUCAACGAGUUUGAUACCGUUGGCCCUACCGAGUUCGACUGGGAAGCAGGCCAGUUUAAAUGCACCUCCACCAAAAUCUUCUUCCUUGUCCUGCUGGUUGCUCUCCAGGCUCUCAACAUCUUCUGGCUUUUCUUACUUGUGCGCAUUGCCUAUCGCUUUGUCGUACACAACAUCGCAAAGGACGAAAGAUCCGAGGCCGAAGAGUCUGAGAUCGAAGAGAUGAAGACCAGGGAGGCUAAGGUAGCUGUUACCUCCGCUAUAAAACAGCCUGCUAGCCUCAAAACCUCCUCAUGA